UGGGUUUCGAAAAAGAUGGCGGCAAUUCUGAAAUUCACGUAGACAGCGACAGCGACAGAGUAUAUUUGUGAAUUCUCGGUGCAUGGUGUUUGUAAGAUGUCAGACAAGGAUAUCCCUCACAAGCUACACACAUGGCUGACACAGGAGAUGCACUUUGCCCCACCCCCGGGAACUAAUCUACCUUCACCGGAUGAAAUCAAAGGGAUCUGUCGGGGGUCGACAGUGGAUGUGUGGAAGUUCAUCCUCAGCCGUGUCCACUCAGUGCAGACAGUGAAGAAAGUGAAAGGAAAUCUGGCUCUUCGCGACCAGAGGCACCUGAAGAACUCCUCGGACAGCCGAACUUCACACAGUGAUGAGCAGGAGGCCCUAGCAGAGCGACGAGUUCAGCUGACAAGGGAGGUAACCCAGUGUCUCUCCGACAUCAGUCAUAUAGAGAAGGAUCUGAAGAGACUUGAAAGAGAGACGAUACAAACAGAGAGGAACUACCGCAGUGGGUGUGAAGACCUGAGGAACAAGCAGCGGCGGACUGGGCUGCUCCAUGUGUACAGCAAACACAAGAAGGAGAAUGUCGCAGAGUAUCAGGAGUUCAAACACAGACUUGAGGCCCGGGUACAGUCUCUGGUGAACAAGUCUAGUGAAUCCCGAGUGUUCCUGGCUGGAGGCAGCAAUGGUGGAGACAGUGGACUUGAGGCCGUCAGCUGUCGUCAAGUACGAGAGACCUGCGGCAACAUCGGCGCCUUCCUUCAUGAGACUCUCAAGGGCAGCUUUGCUGGGGACAAGAGAGCCUUUAAUGAGAAAAAGCAAGGGUUGUGGACCCAGGUGGAGACAACUCUGUCGGACUUGACCGUCGGCCAGCUGGUCAGCAGUCUGGUGACCAACACCAACCUGUCUGCCCUGGCCCUCCGGGAGAAGACGCUUGCCAUCAACAUCAAGCAGGAUGCAGAGAAACUCAGGUUCAAGUUUGAGAAAGUAGGUCAGCUGAAGGACAUGUCCUCUUCGCAACCACUGCUGAUGUCUGUCCACCAGCUGUUGGAGGAGAGUCAGCUGAGUCACCUCCAUGACUACAUGAUGACGGAGAAGUCUCUCAACCAGACCUUCAAACUACAGCAAGAAUAUAGCAACCUCCAGGACAAGCUGAGGAAACUGCUGACACGGACAUUCACCGACCGCGCCGGGGAGCUGCAGCUAGCACAGAAGGUGAUCGACGGUGAGCUGGAAGUGAUGCGUGCCCGAGCCACGCUGUACUCCCUGCUGGACGUAAAGGACAGACUCCAGGAGAACAUGGAAUCUUCACAGAAAGCCAGGCAGAAGAUGCACCUGGCGUACAAGAAAAUACACGACUUCCAGCAGAUAGCAGACUCCAAGCAGAACCUGAUUAGAGUUUUGAGCAAGCAGAACCUCAACGCUCAGUCUCGACUGACUGCUCAGCAGGCGGAGAUUCAACAGUACAUACAGAAGUCCUUGUCCACUCAUCUGGCCGACACCAGGGCACUGACCAAUCAGCUGGAAGGAGGCGUGGCCUCAGAGAUUGACAGAUUCAGCGUGCUGUCACUCCCCUACCUGUUACAUGUGUACCUGGAUGGGGCUACCAAAGUUGGUCUCCUCAACCUGUCGGUUCACCAGACUAACCACCCAUCAGUUGCAUCGGUCCGACCUGCCCUCCACAAGACACUGGACGCCAUACACUUCCCUAGCUACAAGGCCCCGGAAUGUGUAUUGCCGUGGUGUAUGGAGGUGAUGCAAGAAAUGAAGCUGAGUGAGCAGAUCACCCAGUCUCUGGACCAGGCUGACCGGAAGUCCAGGCACAAUCACGACAAUGUACUGGAGGAUAUUGCAGCUAUUAUUCUACCCAAAGUUAAUGAGCUCAGAUCGGCUGUCACUGAGCAGGACAGGAAGCAGGUGGAGCGACUACUUCCUGUUCUCAACAAGAGGCUGGCCCUUGCCGGGGACGGACUCGGAGACGCCCUCCAGGCACAUGCGGCUCUACAAGACUGGUGGGAUCAGCCAGCGCAGAGUUGUGUCCCUUGGGCAAAGGUUGAUAAUCACACAUAUAAGGAUUGGCAGGACAGAUGGAAGGUCAUGGUCACACGACUGGUCCAGCUGCAGGUGCAGAGGUAGACAUGAGUUACCUCCCUUGGCUAAUUCACACCAGACUUACCUCCCUUGACCUGAAGGGGAGCGACUCCAUGAUCUGCGCUGGAUUUUGUUUGUCUCGAAGACACGAGACAAUGAACUAGCCAUUUCAUAUUGAAUUUAGACUCCUGAAUAUUAUAUGUAAUUGUGAGCGUAAUGAGCUUGUGGCUUGAGGUUUCCUGUUGAGAUUUGUAUAUCUAUUGAUAGUUAUUGUAUUUCAAUAUAUUUGAGAAAUAGA
Molecule: messenger RNA, 2371 nt
Organism: Haliotis rufescens (red abalone)
Lineage: Eukaryota; Metazoa; Mollusca; Gastropoda; Lepetellida; Haliotidae
Product: AUGMIN subunit 5-like
Exons: 19
Coding region: 97-2118 (673 amino acids)
Biological process (GO): spindle assembly; centrosome cycle
Cellular component (GO): HAUS complex; centrosome
Source: RefSeq, a predicted model, not a curated record